Messenger RNA from Neofelis nebulosa (Clouded leopard), 4269 nucleotides. It is a transcript of the gene WDR26, whose product is annotated as WD repeat domain 26. Gene Ontology annotation, biological process: proteasome-mediated ubiquitin-dependent protein catabolic process. Gene Ontology annotation, molecular function: protein binding. Gene Ontology annotation, cellular component: GID complex. The transcript has 14 exons. The coding region runs from base 362 to 2317 and encodes 651 amino acids. NCBI's taxonomy places the organism in Eukaryota, Metazoa, Chordata, Mammalia, Carnivora, Felidae. The record is from RefSeq and is a predicted model, not a curated record.
GCCCCCUCGCCCCGACCCUCCCCCGGCCCCCGCCUCGCCCCGCCGGCUUCCCACCACGGCCUCUCUCGGCGAGGAAACUCUGGCCUCCGCUUCCUCCUCCUCCGACUCGGACGCCGGCGGAGCCUCCCCGCCCCCGCGGAAGAAACCCCGAGCCUCGGCGGCGGAGGGAGCAGGAGAGCCCGGGGCUUCGGCAGGCAGAGCAGGCCUCUCCCCUCCGUCCUCGUCGUCCUCGUCCUCGUCCUCGUCGUCGUCGUCGUCCUCCUCCUCCUCCGUGGUGGUGGUGGUGGGCCUGCCCCCGGCCGCGGCCCCCGCCGCCGCCCCCCACCGAAGUAGCGGCCACAGCCUGGUCAGCGGCGGCAUCAUGCAGGCCAACGGGGCAGGAGGAGGAGGAGGCGGCGGCGGCGGCGGCGGCGGAGGGGGCGGCGGGGUCCAGGGACAGACCCAGGAGCUGGCCUGCCUGUCGGCCCAGAACGGGGAGUCGUCCCCGUCGUCGUCGUCCGCGGGGGACCUGGCCCACGCCAACGGGCUGCUGCCUUCCGCCCCCUCCGCCGCCAGCAACAAUAGCAACAGCCUCAACGUCAAUAACGGGGUCCCCGGCGGGGCGGCCGCCGCCACCGCCGCCGCCUCGGCCGCCGCCGCGUCCUCGGCCACCCCGGAGCUGGGCAGCAGCCUCAAGAAGAAGAAGCGGCUCUCGCAGUCGGACGAGGAUGUCAUUCGGCUAAUAGGACAGCACCUGAACGGCCUGGGGCUCAACCAGACUGUUGAUCUCCUCAUGCAAGAGUCAGGAUGUCGUUUAGAACAUCCUUCUGCCACCAAAUUCCGAAAUCAUGUCAUGGAAGGAGACUGGGAUAAGGCAGAAAAUGACCUGAAUGAACUAAAGCCCUUAGUGCAUUCUCCUCAUGCUAUUGUGGUAAGAGGCGCACUUGAAAUCUCUCAAACGUUGUUGGGAAUAAUUGUGAGGAUGAAGUUUUUGCUGCUGCAGCAGAAGUACCUGGAGUACCUGGAGGACGGCAAGGUCCUGGAGGCACUUCAAGUUCUGCGCUGCGAGUUGACGCCACUGAAAUACAACACGGAGCGCAUCCAUGUUCUCAGCGGCUAUCUGAUGUGCAGCCAUGCGGACGACCUCCGGGCCAAGGCAGAAUGGGAGGGCAAAGGAACGGCUUCCCGAUCCAAACUGUUGGACAAACUUCAGACCUACUUGCCGCCAUCGGUGAUGCUUCCCCCUCGGCGUUUACAGACUCUCCUGCGGCAGGCGGUGGAGCUACAAAGGGACCGGUGCCUGUAUCACAACACCAAACUCGAUAAUAACCUAGAUUCUGUGUCUCUGCUCAUAGAUCACGUUUGUAGUAGGAGACAGUUCCCGUGUUACACCCAGCAGAUCCUUACGGAGCAUUGUAAUGAAGUGUGGUUCUGUAAAUUCUCGAACGAUGGCACUAAACUAGCAACAGGAUCCAAAGAUACGACCGUUAUCAUAUGGCACGUUGAUCUGGACACACACCUGCUAAAACUGCUUAAGACUUUAGAAGGACACGCGUACGGCGUUUCUUACAUUGCAUGGAGUCCGGAUGACAACUAUCUUGUUGCGUGUGGCCCAGACGACUGCUCUGAACUCUGGCUCUGGAACGUACAGACGGGAGAGCUAAGGACAAAAAUGAGCCAGUCUCACGAGGACAGUUUAACAAGCGUGGCUUGGAAUCCAGACGGGAAACGCUUUGUGACCGGAGGCCAGCGCGGCCAGUUCUAUCAGUGUGAUUUAGAUGGUAACCUCCUUGACUCCUGGGAAGGGGUCAGAGUGCAAUGCCUCUGGUGCUUGAGCGACGGCAAGACGGUUCUGGCAUCAGAUACACACCAGCGAAUCCGGGGGUACAACUUCGAGGACCUUACAGAUAGGAACAUAGUACAAGAAGAUCACCCCAUUAUGUCUUUUACUAUUUCCAAGAAUGGCCGGUUAGCUUUGUUAAAUGUAGCAACUCAGGGAGUUCAUUUAUGGGACUUGCAAGACAGAGUUUUAGUAAGAAAGUAUCAAGGUGUCACGCAAGGGUUUUAUACAAUUCAUUCAUGUUUUGGAGGCCAUAACGAAGACUUCAUCGCUAGUGGCAGCGAAGAUCACAAGGUUUACAUCUGGCACAAACGUAGUGAACUGCCCAUCGCGGAGCUAACAGGGCACACGCGCACAGUCAACUGCGUGAGCUGGAACCCACAGAUCCCAUCCCUGAUGGCCAGCGCCUCCGAUGACGGCACUGUUAGAAUAUGGGGACCAGCACCUUUUAUAGACCACCAGAAUAUUGAAGAGGAAUGCAGUAGCAUGGAUAGUUGAUGGCGAGUGUGGAGCAGACGGCUUCUGUUUAACUUAAAAUUAGUCGUAUUUUAAUGGCUUGGGAUUUGGUGCAAACAAACAUGAUUGAUAGCUGGACAGACAUGCUCGUCAUGAAAAAAAGAACCAUUUCUGAAGCCCGAUUGGGGCCAAACAUUUACACCUUGCUUCAUAGUAACCAGUUGAGAUGAAGCACGUCGUUAGAACGUUGUUGGACGCCAUGUUGAAUCGCCCCCAUCGGUUGUGAAGGACUGUGCUACAUUCAGGCUUACCCACCGAACUCCGUAUAUAUAUUGUUUUCCCUCCUGCCUUUUGUCUGGUGGGACACCAUUCUUGUUGCUCUUCUGUGUAAUGAAGUUUAAAUGCUUGUUUGGAAAACUUUAUUUAACAGUUUAGAAGGCUUGAUAGAAGGAGUGCAUUAGUCUGAAGAGUACACAUUGGAUAGGAAAGAAUUUCCUUCUUUUGUUUCUCCAAAUCUUUCCGCCUUAUUUAGCUUGAGAUCUUUGCAGCUUGGUUCAUGGAUUCUAGCCUUUGCCCGUUGCGCAGUAGAUACUGAUCCAGAUGACAAACCAGUGAACUAUGUCAAAAGCACUCUCAAUAUUACAUUUGACAAAAAGUUUUGUACUUUUCACAUAGCUUGUUGCCCCGUAAAAGGGUUAACAGCACAAUUUUUUAAAAAUAAAUUAAGAAGUAUUUAUAGGAUUAAAGUGACUUCAUUUGUAUACAUUUGGAAUCUAAACCAGCUUAAAAAAAAAGUUUCCUCUAUGACUUAAGAUACGCAGUAAAACUGACGCUCUUCCGGAAUCCCACAUGAGACUUGGUCAGAAACAGAGCUUGGAAGGACAUUACACAGGAAAUCCAGAGUAACCCCUUGGAGGUUUCCCCCCUUUUGUUUUUUUUUUUUCCCCGAAGGAACAUCAGUACCUGAUGUCGAAGAAAUUCAAGAUUCCUAAAGAGAAUUUUAAGCCUGUACCAACAGGAGAGCUCGGUAGUGAGUCAGUGUAGGCUUUCCGCAAAGCAUGUUCCGAGCUGUUCCCGGCUUGGAGGUCUGCUCUGGUGGGGUCCGGCACGAGUGGAAAGCAGGUGUGACCACCGGGGAAGUUCAUAGCAUGACCCAGCGUGUUAGAAGACUCCACAGGCCACAGACCGAAACUGGGUUUCACACCUCAUAGUCCUGUGUCUGAACUGCCCGUAACGUUUUGACCUGUCGAGGGACGUACACGUACAGAACGCUCCUUCUCAGUUUUUCAGAUCUUGCCAUACUGAACCUCAUUCCAAACUGGUGCUGUGGGUAGUCUUUGCCUCCCCCUCCCCUGGUAGUUCAAGGAAAGGUUUCCUCCGUGGGAAAGCACUUUUAAUCCUGACAAGUUCACAUAUGAAAGAAGCCAAAAGCCUCCCGUUCACAUUGUGCUUUUAAACCCCGUAACAGCUGGACACGGCGUACUUCGUCUCCUUUGGAACCACCUCCCCGUUCCGGCAGAGGGUCCGAGGGGACCGCGGCUGUUACGGUGGGGAGAGGAGUGGAGGUGCCCCCGAGAUGAGGUUCUGGCGAGGAAAAGGGCCCGUGCCAAGUCCCCUCUGGGGCCCGGGACCCUCAGAGCAGAGCGAGAAGGGCUUGGGUGUCAGGGACUCUCCUGUGGGGGCGGGGACGUCAGGGAGGGGAGACGAAAGAAAAACACAAUUGGCCUUAAAAUAGCACGGAUUCUCCCAAAAGCUCAUAGUAAGAGGAAGCGACAGACCGUGUCAGCAGAUGAUUUUAUCAAAUUGGUAUGUAAAAGAUUUCUUUAAGCUCCAUUUUGCAGAGACCCCCACUUAGAGAAUCAAGAAUUCCUGUUUUGAUACUUCUAAGUUACGAUAACGAUCUGUUACAGUUUAUCUGGUACUUCAUUUUUCUUAACUAAAAUUACUUCUUACUUUAAGCUUGAAUAAAAGUCUUCAUUGGUAACUGUAUAUAA